UUGCGGUCACACUGCUUUGCGAGCGCAAAUGCAGAACUAAUCCCAAAAAAGAAAAAGCGAAAAACAAGUUGUGCAACGUGAAAACGUAUCAAUACAAUUAAUUAGUGUAUUCGUGUAUUGCCAUUAAGCAAAACGAAAACAAAACAUGACGGUAAACAAGCGGGACGCGAGUGCAACGCGUCCGCGAUGCUUUUUCGACAUAACACUCGGCGGUUUGAGCGUCGGUCGCAUCGUGUUCGAAUUAUUUAGCGAUGUUGCUCCCAAGACGGUGGAGAAUUUUCGUUCGCUGUGCACGGGUGAAAAGGGCAACGGACUUGUCACCGGCAAGCGGCUCCACUAUAAAGGUGUCAUAUUCCAUCGUGUGGUCAAGGAUUUUAUGGUGCAGGCGGGUGAUUUUAGUGCUGGCAACGGAACCGGCGGCGAAUCAAUUUAUGGCGGCACAUUCGAGGACGAAUGCUUUGAUAAAAAGCACGAUCGCCCCUUUCUGCUGUCCAUGGCGAAUCGCGGUAAAAACACGAAUGGCUCGCAGUUCUUUAUUACAACACAGCCUGCGCCACACUUGGACAACAUUCAUGUUGUAUUCGGUCAAGUUUUGUCCGGUCAGGAUUUGGUGCGUCAAUUAGAGGAUCUGCCCAUUGAUCGCAACUCACGCCCGCUGCAGGAUGCAGCUAUCUCCAAUUGUGGAGAGCUGGUGAAGCAAUCAAAGGCCAAGAAAGAAAAGAAACGCCGCAAGCGUUCCACGGCCACAGAGGAAUCUGACAGCGAGCAGGAGGAAGUUCAGGCCAAGAUUAAGGAGAAAUCCAAGAAGAAGCGCUCACGCAAACACUCCAAAUCCAGCGACAGUGAAAACAGCGACUCUGGACGUGUAGCUCAACGAGGCAAUGGAAAGCAGGACAAUGAUGAGAAUGAUAGUGAGGAAGAAGGUGAAAUACAUCCACUGGUCACAUUAACCAAAAUCGAUCCAAGCGAGAUACCAGAGGUUUCCAACAAAUUCCUAAUGCGCGGCGAGAAAUCGCGUUCCCGGGAACGAGAGCGAGACGUGUCACGUGAGGCACGACAACGAGAACGCGAUCGUGAUCGGGAACGUGAACGAGAUGAGCGCGACAGAGGUAGAGAUCGCAAUCGCAAUGCAUUUGGCUGGUCAAAGAAGCAGGUGCCAACCUCACGCAGCGGUCGCAUUGUCAAGGGACGCGGCGUCUUUCGUUUCCGGACGCCGUCGCGCAGCCGCUCAAAGAGCAUCACGCCGCCGCAUUGGAAGCAUGCGCAGAAGCGCACCAUUAAACUGUCCGAUUUGGAGCGUAUGGAGGAGGAGAAUAAGCUGCGCGAUGAGGAGGUUAAGCGACGUGAACUCGAGCGCAAGAAGCGACACGAGGAGGCCACUAAGGAUCCCAAGAAAUCAUUCUUUGAGCUAUCGCACGCCAGCACCUAUGGCGGCAAGGUAACGCCCGAGAGAAAACCGCAGAGCAGCAGCAGCAAUGCGGGUCGCAAACGCAGCGAAUCCCACUCACAAAAGGAUGCGGAACGCGUCAAGCCAAAGGACACACAUGACAAGGCGGAACGUGAGAAGGAAAAGCCCAAGGAGGAGGCGCCACCAAAGCGACGCAAAUCCGUGGACAUGAAUGCUUUAGAUUAUGAGCAGCAGACGGACAGUGAACCGGAGCCGGAGCCAAGCAAACCCGUGCAGAAACCCGAGUCCAAGCCGGCAGCCAAGGAGCCAGAGCGCCCAAAAGCAGCCGAACCAAAGCGGGAGGAGAAGAACAGAGAACGCGAACGCUCGAAGCGCAGUCGAGAACGCUCCAACUCACGGAAUCGCCAGCGAAGUCGCUCCCGCUCUGCGCAACGUCGUCGAUCGCCUGCCAGACGUCAGCAACGUUCGCCAGCUCGACGACAGGGCAACAACAAUGGCAAUGCCAAUCAGAACGCUAACCAGGCGCAGGGCAAUCGCAACCGGCGCAAUCCGUUCGCCGAUCGCGAUCGCCGCCAGCGUUCGCCGGACAACGAGUAUCGCAAUCGUUUCCCUUUGUCGCCCAUAAGGCAACGCAGCUCGCCUGCUGAACGUCGUCGUGGCUCUCGGGACCGUCAGCGACGUUCGCGCAGUCGCGGUCGGCGUCAAGAGUCGCCAGAGAGACGACGCGAGUCGCCCAAGCGCAAGCGACAGGAUUCAGGUGACCGUAAGCGACAAGAUUCAGGUGAUCGCAAGCGACAGGAUUCAGCGGAUCGCAAGCGACAAGAAUCCCCCGAUCGCAAGCGCCGCGACUCGCCCAGCCGCAAGCGACGUGAAUCUCCAGAACGCAAGCGACGCGAGUCGCCAGAUCGGAAGCGGCGCUCUUCACCGGAUCGUCGACGUAGUCGCAGUCAUGGACGUAGACACAGCAGCAACUCACGUAGUCCGAGUCGGCGCAGUCCACGUCGCAGUCAUCGCUCCCAGGACCGCAGUCCGGGCAAAAUAACAUCGGCUGUAUGCGCUAGCGAGUUUGAGGAUAAGGAUAAAGCGGCCCGCGAGAAGAUGCAGAAGCGAGCGGAGGCUGCGCUGCUGAUGAAGGAGCAUAUGCGCAAGGAGAUUGCUAAGGUGGAGGAGCAACGGUUGGAGAAGCAGCGACAGGAUGAGCUGGAAAAGGAGCGCACCACACGCGAGCUAAAUGAGCUGGAGCGUUUGAAGGCGGAGACCCUCAAGAAGCUGCACGAAGAGGAGGAACGUGAUCAUCCUGCAGCGGCGGCGGCGUCGUCGGAGGCAUCGAAUAGUCGCAAUCGACGCGACAGUCGUGGCAGCAGUCAUGAGGCCAAAAAAGCGCAAGCAUAAAAAGUCAAAGAAACAAUCGACACGCUCGCCACGCUCGGACACGGAUUAGUUUCCUAGAAAUCCAAUUAGAAACACAAAAAAAAACAA
This is a messenger RNA of Drosophila sulfurigaster albostrigata, 2887 nucleotides long. RefSeq names its product peptidyl-prolyl cis-trans isomerase G (gene Moca-cyp). Bases 146 to 2800 code for a protein of 884 amino acids. Gene Ontology annotation, cellular component: intracellular membrane-bounded organelle. Gene Ontology annotation, biological process: protein peptidyl-prolyl isomerization; protein folding. Gene Ontology annotation, molecular function: peptidyl-prolyl cis-trans isomerase activity. Lineage: Eukaryota; Metazoa; Arthropoda; Insecta; Diptera; Drosophilidae. The record is from RefSeq and is a predicted model, not a curated record. The transcript is spliced from 8 exons.